Condylura cristata (star-nosed mole) is the source of this 3251-nucleotide messenger RNA. It is a transcript of the gene PAX3, whose product is annotated as paired box 3. Gene Ontology annotation, molecular function: RNA polymerase II cis-regulatory region sequence-specific DNA binding; DNA-binding transcription factor activity, RNA polymerase II-specific. Gene Ontology annotation, biological process: regulation of transcription by RNA polymerase II; anatomical structure development. The record is from RefSeq and is a predicted model, not a curated record. The coding region runs from base 385 to 1839 and encodes 484 amino acids. The transcript is spliced from 9 exons. NCBI's taxonomy places the organism in Eukaryota, Metazoa, Chordata, Mammalia, Eulipotyphla, Talpidae.
ACUCGGUGUCACGACGGGAGGAGACUCGGGCCGGCAGCGCUCCCGCCCCCACCCCCCUCCCUGGCUCCUCGCGCUGCUCCGAGCCCCCUCCCCAGCGCCCCAAGCCGCGGGGCCACUCGCCCAGACUCGUACCAAACUUUUCCGCCCUGAGCGCUGGCUCCUGGACUCCCGGGCUUCCCUGUCUACUCCUUCCCGGGUUCCCUCUCCAGCCUCUCUCGGGACUAGAAGCGAGCGGUCCUCUUCCCCGCGUCCCUCCCUCCCUCUCCAGACUUUUUGGGGAGGAGCUGUGCACGCUCCGGGGAGUUCCCGAGGGCCACCGGCGCCGCGGUCGCCGUUCCAUUCCGCUUUCACCUGGAUAUAAUUUCCAAGCGAAGCUGCCCCAGGAUGACCACGCUGGCCGGAGCUGUGCCCAGGAUGAUGCGGCCGGGCCCGGGCCAGAACUACCCGCGCAGCGGGUUCCCUCUGGAAGUCUCCACUCCCCUUGGACAGGGUCGUGUCAACCAGCUUGGCGGUGUCUUUAUCAACGGUAGGCCGCUGCCUAACCACAUCCGACACAAGAUCGUGGAGAUGGCUCACCACGGCAUCCGGCCCUGUGUCAUCUCCCGCCAGUUACGGGUGUCCCACGGCUGCGUCUCUAAGAUCCUGUGCAGGUACCAGGAGACAGGCUCCAUCCGCCCCGGUGCCAUCGGGGGCAGCAAGCCCAAGCAGGUGACAACUCCUGACGUGGAGAAGAAAAUUGAGGAAUACAAAAGAGAGAACCCGGGCAUGUUCAGCUGGGAAAUUCGAGACAAGUUACUCAAGGACGCGGUCUGUGAUCGCAACACUGUGCCUUCAGUGAGCUCCAUCAGCCGCAUCCUGAGGAGUAAAUUCGGGAAGGGCGAAGAGGAGGAGGCCGACCUGGAGAGAAAGGAAGCCGAGGAGAGCGACAAGAAGGCGAAACACAGCAUCGACGGCAUCCUGAGCGAGCGAGCCUCAGCACCCCAAUCAGAUGAAGGCUCCGACAUCGACUCUGAACCCGACUUGCCCCUGAAGCGGAAGCAGCGCAGAAGCAGAACGACCUUCACAGCAGAACAACUGGAAGAGCUGGAGCGAGCUUUUGAGAGGACCCAUUACCCUGACAUUUACACCCGGGAGGAGCUGGCACAGCGGGCGAAGCUCACCGAGGCCCGAGUGCAGGUCUGGUUUAGCAACCGCCGUGCGAGAUGGAGGAAGCAAGCUGGAGCUAAUCAACUGAUGGCUUUCAACCACCUCAUUCCAGGGGGGUUCCCCCCCACCGCCAUGCCGACUCUGCCAACGUACCAGCUGUCCGAGACCUCUUACCAGCCCACAGCUAUCCCACAAGCUGUGUCGGACCCCAGCAGCACCGUCCACAGACCUCAGCCGCUUCCUCCGAGCACUGUACACCAAAGCACUAUUCCUUCCAACCCCGACAGCAGCUCAGCCUACUGCCUGCCCAGCACGAGGCAUGGAUUUUCCAGCUAUACAGACAGCUUUGUGCCUCCGUCCGGACCCUCCAACCCCAUGAACCCCGCCAUCGGCAAUGGCCUUUCACCUCAGGUGAUGGGACUUCUGACCAACCAUGGUGGGGUACCCCAUCAGCCCCAGACUGAUUAUGCUCUCUCCCCUCUCACUGGGGGCCUGGAACCUACCACCACGGUGUCGGCCAGCUGCAGUCAGAGACUGGACCAUAUGAAGAGCUUGGACAGUCUGCCCACAUCUCAGUCCUACUGUCCACCCACCUAUAGCACCACGGGCUACAGUAUGGACCCUGUCACAGGCUACCAAUAUGGGCAGUAUGGACAAAGUGCCUUUCAUUAUCUCAAGCCAGAUAUUGCAUAAGUGAACUGUCCACUAGGAGCUAAAACUGGCCCUGUUCCAUGAAGAAUCUUCUCAGAAAAAAACAAAAUCACCCGUUGGGGGGGCAGUCUCAACAGGAGACCAAGGAGAGUGAUUGAUUUGCUUUCUCCAGUAGUUGGUUUCAAAUUCUUUUGAACAUGUUGGACAAAAGCAGAGGAGAGAAGGAAGAUCCAGGACAAUGAAAGACAAAUGCAACAUUUUCAGGCGGUGGUUUGACAUGUCUCCAUAUCACAUUAUCCCAGCUCUGUAUUGCCGAUGAUCAAGAGCAAAAACAUUCCGUGUAUGUGAGUGUGUGUGUACGUGUGUGUGUGAUUUACCUGGAAUAGUUUGGGCAAGCAGAAUGUCUCAAAUAUAGUGGGAGAAUAAACUAUAACAUGUUUGAUGUCCAAUGCUGAUACUUCUACAACUUUAAAACUGCUCACUUGAUGAAGCAGGAAUGGAGGAACACUUAACUUUUACACACUGGAAAUUGCUAGAAACAUAAUGCUACCAUUUUUAGGAAGGUAGACUAGAUGUAAAGGACCUCCCAAAUAAAUUAUUUGUUAUCGUGUCCUUAUUUGUAAUCCAGUUGUCAAUAAAUGUCUUCAAUGGACCUGUCUUGCUAAUAAGAUAUGGGAUAGCAGGAGGAAAAGCUUGCUUUUUUUCCCUGGGUGGGAGUGGGGCAUGACAUUUUUCCAAUUCAUUUUCAUUUGGAAACCAACCUGGGCGGGGGAGGGAGUGUUGGAGAGGAUUGACAUGCAUGCCCACAGCUGCUUAUCAGUGUGCAAUACUGUGUACCUCACCAGUGCUUUGGCAAUGGCCAAGGCCAUAUAAACAGAAUCAGAACUAUAUUUUUGCAGGUGCUUUAUUUUCGCAGCCCAUGAUUCAUUGUGGUAGAAUGCAGUGAUGUUUGCCAUUUGCUGGACAACCAACACCCGACUUGCUCCUUUUGAUUAGAGGCCGUGUUUGAGAAUAAUGCUUUUGAAAUGACUACGUUUACAUUCUUCUCUUUUCUAUGAAAGGCAGGGCAAGAACAGAAAUGUCCACAUGGCUCUCAUGUACUUUUAAAUUAUACAAUGAUAUCCAAUAUUAAAAGAUUAUAGGAACUGAGGUUUACAUACACUUGCGUGGUGACAUUUUAGAAUGUCAAUAAAUUUGUUUUUGAGAUGUUCAGAGGAACAAGGAGGUGGAUGGCAGUGUUAUUUAUUUCUUUCUAUUCUUGGAACCAUGAACGAGGUAGGCACAAAUACAUUCCUGUUAGAGUUAAGAACUAGGAUGUAGCAAGUUAGUGAGACUAGACAUAGUACAGAGCUUAGGUCAUACAUUGGUCUUAGAGGGUGGUGGAUCACGAGAAGUGCUAUCUUUGUGUUGCAGCCUCAACCAACAACAAUGUGUUGUAAAAAUGUCUUUCAUGU